CUAUCGAACUUGGCCAGAUGCAUGCUCUCCGCCAAGCUCUUGCUAGCUAGCAAGCCCAGCCAGAGCCAGCCAUGGAUGCUCACUACCCCAAGUACCUUCUCUACGGCAUCCUCAUCCUCGGCUCAUGGCUCAUCUCCUGCCUCCUGCACUUCCAGUUCUUCCACCUCUCCCUCUUCUCCUAUGGUCCCCGCUCCGGCGCGUCGCUCGUCCUCAUCCCGCUGUCGGUCCCCAUGGCGCUCGAUGCCAACUUCCUGCCAGCUCCCUCAGCCGUCGCCGAGGAUGGCCCUCUGCGCCGGCUUUCACCAGCAGCGUCGUCUUGCCAGGGGAGGUACGUUUACAUUCUGGAUGUGCCGUCGCGGUUCAAUGUUCUCAGGGACUGCGUCGAGGGCUCGCCGGUGUUUCAGGACGAGUGGCAUGUAUGCUCCCUCAUGGCCAAUGUCGGCAUGGGCCCCGUGCUCCCUCCGGCCACCGGCAACGGCAGCGACGGUGACACGGGUGUCAUCCCCAACACCGGAUGGUAUGCCACGGACCAGUACGCCCUGGAAGUGAUCGUGCACAACCGUAUGCGCCAGUACGAGUGCCUCACCGACGACCCGGCGGCGGCGACGGCUCUGUUCGUGCCCUACUACCCGGGGCUGGAGCUCCAACAGCACCUCUGCGGGUUCAACGCCACGGUGCGCAACGGGCCGUCGACCGAGUUCCUGAAGUGGCUGUCGGCGCGGCCGGAGUGGGCGGCCUUCGGCGGCCGCGACCACAUCAUGGUCGCCGGCAAGACCACCUGGAUGUUCCGGCACACCGAGCGAGACGACAACGGCACCCAGAAGGUCUGCGGCAACAACUUCCUUGAACAGCCCGAGUCCGGCAACAUGACGGUGCUCACCUACGAGUCCAACAUCUGGGAUCCGCGGGACUUCGCCGUGCCGUACCCGAGCUACUUCCACCCAACGUCGGCCGGCGAGGUGGCCGCGUGGCAGGCGCGCGCCCGCGCCGCACAACGCCCGUGGCUGUUCGCGUUCGCCGGCGCACGGCGUGCCAACGGGACGCUUGCCAUCCGCGACCGCGUCAUCGAGUCGUGCGCCUCGUCGCCGACCCGGUGCGGGUUCAUCGACUGCAGCCACGGCCUGGAGGGCAGCAUCACCUGCCGGUCGCCGCGGCGGCUGGUCUCCGUCUUCGCCUCGUCCCGCUUCUGCCUGCAGCCGCGCGGCGACUCGUUCAUGCGCCGCUCCUCCGUCGACGCCAUCAUGGCCGGAUGCAUCCCGGUCUUCUUCCACGAGGCGUCCACCUUCAAGAAGCAGUACCGGUGGCACGAGCCAGAUCCGGACAGCAGCGACGGCGAGGACGGACGGCCGUACUCGGUGCUCAUCGACCCCGACGAGAUCCUGGAAGGGAAGGUGGGCAUCGAGGAGGUGCUAGCCAGGUACACCGACGAGGAGGUGGCCGCCAUGAGGGAGGAGGUGAUCAAGAUGAUCCCGAGGUUCCUGUACAAGGACCCCAGGGUGAGGUUCGAGGGGGACACGAGGGAUGCGUUCGACAUCGCCUUUGAUGAGGUGAUGGCCAGGAUCAGGAGGAUCAAGAAUGGGGAGGAUUUGGGACGAUUUGCUCAUGAUAAUAAUGUGAUGGUCGCCAAGGGCUCAUGACGCUAGCCCAUUAUUACUGUACGUAGGUGGCAUUUUUGCCUUGGGUAUUUGCACUACUAGCUUUCUUGUUGCUACGUUGUUGUUAGUGGGAAUCCAAAUUACAGCA
Molecule: messenger RNA, 1743 nt
Organism: Hordeum vulgare subsp. vulgare (domesticated barley)
Lineage: Eukaryota; Viridiplantae; Streptophyta; Magnoliopsida; Poales; Poaceae
Product: xyloglucan galactosyltransferase KATAMARI1 homolog
Exons: 2
Coding region: 72-1637 (521 amino acids)
Molecular function (GO): glycosyltransferase activity
Source: RefSeq, a predicted model, not a curated record